UUGAGUGUUACAGGGCCAGAAACUAUACAUAUGUAUUCACUGUUGGUCACAUGAAUGUACAGUAACAACUACUCAACUACUGGCACGCAGUAGGGCUGCAGAGGGGAGGGCUGACGACGAGGCAGAGUGGGAAGACGAAUAGACCAGGGGAGUCAGAACUCGGGCCCCGACCACAUCUUUUCAUGCGAAGAAACUGCACCGUCAAGAACCCCUGUUUUUGGUCAUCUAAAGCGACUCUGGCCCGGGCCUAAGUCCGCGGUCUUGAGUUGGUUAGCAGGGUGUGAUUACAGCACGUCUGUCAGUGUCCCAGAAAGUAAUUUUCACCAGGAGGCAGUCAUGGGCGACAGCAGAGAUUCCCACAGCCCAGACAGCUCCUCUGUGUCUUCCCCUCCCUCUGGCAAGCGUUCACCCCCCAUGACCCCCACAGCUGCCGCCAUGACAUCCCUGCCGCCUAUCACCUCGGCCGUCAACAGCCCCAUUAGCAGCAUGGGCUCACCCUUUUCCGUCAUUAGCUCCUCCCUCGGGUCACCCUGCUUGCCCGGGACACCCUCAGUUGGCUACGGCCCCAUCAGCAGCCCCCAGAUCAACUCAACUGUGUCCAUGUCGGGUCUCCAUGCGGUCAGCAGCUCUGACGACGUCAAGCCUCCGUUCGGCCUGAAGGGUCUGGGGGGCCACAGCCCGGGGGGCCCCAUGCUCUCCCAGAAGCGCCUGUGUGCCAUCUGCGGCGACCGCUCCUCCGGGAAGCACUAUGGCGUGUACAGCUGUGAGGGCUGCAAGGGCUUCUUCAAGCGCACGGUGCGCAAGGACCUGAGCUACACCUGCCGGGACAACAAGGACUGCCUGGUGGACAAGCGCCAGAGGAACCGCUGCCAGUACUGCCGCUACCAGAAGUGUCUGGCCUGUGGCAUGAAGAGGGAAGUGGUCCAAGAUGAACGACAGAGAUCCGUGCAGGAGGAGCGUCAAAGGAACAAGGAGCGGGAGAGUGAGGUGGAGUCCACCAGCGCCGUCAACGAGGAGAUGCCCGUCGAGAAGAUCCUGGAGGCCGAGAUGGCCGUGGAGCAGAAGACGGAGCUGCAUGCUGACGGGAGCUCCGGAGGCAGCUCACCCAACGACCCGGUUACCAACAUCUGCCAGGCGGCCGACAAGCAGCUGUUCACCCUGGUGGAGUGGGCCAAGCGGAUCCCCCACUUCUCUGAGCUGGCUCUGGACGACCAGGUCAUCCUGCUACGUGCCGGUUGGAACGAGCUGCUGAUCGCCUCCUUCUCCCACCGCUCCAUCAGCGUGAAGGACGGCAUCCUGCUGGCCACUGGCUUGCACGUGCACAGGAACAGCGCCCACAGCGCGGGCGUGGGAGCAAUCUUCGACAGGGAGAGUGCGCACAAUGCAGAGGUUGGGGCCAUAUUUGACAGAGUCCUCACCGAGCUGGUCAGUAAGAUGAGAGACAUGCAGAUGGACAAGACAGAACUGGGCUGCCUUCGAGCCAUCAUUCUGUUCAACCCAGAUGCCAAAGGCCUGUCCAGCCCCAGUGAAGUGGAGCUGCUGAGGGAGAAAGUGUACGCAUCUCUGGAGUCCUACUGUAAACAGAGAUACCCCGACCAGCAGGGCAGGUUCGCUAAGCUCCUCCUCCGGCUGCCAGCGCUGCGCUCCAUUGGCCUGAAGUGCCUGGAGCACCUGUUCUUCUUCAAGCUGAUUGGCGACACCCCGAUCGAUACGUUCCUCAUGGAGAUGCUGGAGGCGCCCCAUCAGCUGACCUAAGAACCAGGUUCUGCUCCGGUCUUACACCAGGGGUUCUAGUACCGGUACUCUGGUUAUGGGGUUUCACUGUGUCCAGCUCAUUCGUAUCCAACCCCCCUCCCCCAUAAGCUGAUACAGCUCUGAAAGACCAUAUGCUGUAAAAAGAUAAUAAAUAAUACACACACACUUUUUCCAACACAUACACACUCACAAACGGGCACUUUUUCAAAAUAGGGGUUAAGACACAUUGAAAAUCUCCUUUUUAACCACAUAUACACAUUUUAUCAUAAGUUAUCAGGUUCUAGCCCUUCGCUUUGAGUGUUAAAGCUUCUUCCAAUCCGGUCAACCUUCCUGAUUUCUGUUGGGUUCGUUUAUUCAGAUAUAUCGCCAUAGGCAUGGAGAUGACGAGUGGUUUCUCAGUCUUUUGGUUUUACUCUCUGGGUUAAUCCGAAAUCUGUCAUAAUCAUGUAAUAUUUAAAAAAAAAAUAUGUCCCCCCACGUCUGUUGGUUCGAGAGACCUCUAUCUGCUCUCAGUUGACCAAUAGGAAUGUGAUUUUAAUGCAAUGUUUUAUUUACGCUUAAAUAUGCUCAAUCCUUUUUAAAGUACUGUACUCAUUAAAUGAGACCUUUUCAAGGCAUUGAAAUCCACAUAAGGGGCACAUUGGUUUGCCCUUCUUAAAGCGCACACCAGGCUUUAAAAAAAAAUGACUAUGUUUUUUUUCUUUUGUUUAAUAUUGGCGUUUGGUCUUAAGUCCAAACAAGGGCCAUUGGGCAUAGGAAGUUGGAGCUUGUUCGAGAGCACUGCGUUCUAAGGUGUUGUUGUAUCGGUUUGUUUUAUUUGAUACCCUAUCUGAUGGUCAUAUUUGCACUCUGUGAAACGUUACUGUGUAAGUAAACAUUUGUUGCAGAAACCCCAUCUUUUAGAAACCGCGGCAGCCAGAAUGAACCCUUCCCCGAAGCACACGUUGUCUUUAUUAGAGCCAAGAUUUUGAUUGCGGUGCUUUGUUUUUUUUUUUGCGUAAUCGGGGGCUCGCGGCCUCAAGUCACGUUAACAUUCUAUAAAAGAAGAAGAAUAGGACAGGGUGAUCCCAAUCUAUGCAUACAGUAGGGAAGACGCAGGGGUUAGCUAGCAUGUUAGCGCACACACAGUGAAACAAGAUGUACUGUAAACAAUAAUAAAUGAAAAAAACUUGAAGGGUUUUACGAAUUGACUGGAUUGUAAGCUUGAAAAGCCACCUCAUUGUCCCUCCCCCACUAGUACUGCUAGUGGUGCUAUCACACUCUGUGAUGCCGUUCGUCCGGCCCACUCUUGGAAGUGUCACGGGUAGGGGGAUAGACUCCGCCCCUUUAGGCUGCCCAGCCUCUGACAAUAAUGUGCAGCUGAUUGGCCGGCUUCAGUGGAUGACGUGCCAGUCCUCUACUGCCACUUUAAUGCGUGGUCCGUUUGCACAGAACUAUGCACCAGGGGCUGAUUUAACUCCCCAUAACAGAACUGGACUUUAACUCAUUAGACACGAACUUUAGGGCAUAUUAUAAAGAGAAUCAUUACAAGCAAUGUGAGUAUUAUCGGAGAAUGCGUAGCAAUUGUGACCAUACUUUGGGAAUGGAAGGAUUUACGUGUGUUGUUUCUGAAUAUUUAGAGAUUGGUAUAAAUGACCAAAACCAAGGAUGGAAAAUAGAAGUUGCUGUUUAAAGUUACUGGACAAGCUGUCUCAAACCUGUUGGAGUGAUAUGGCCUUUCAGUUACAGACGUGUUUCCACCAGUGCAGACCGUGUUAUGACAGUUAGCCUAGCGCUCAGGAGCAUUGGGCCAGUAACCAAAUCAUUUGCCUCAUUGAAUCCCCAAGCCCAUAAGGUGACAAAACUGCCGUUCUGCCAUUGGCGCAAGGCAAUCAAUCUUAAUAGCUCCAAAGGCACCUAACGCAUUAGCCCCGCCCCCCCAGUGCUCCUCCGGUUUGGAAGGGUUGGAUUAAAAGCGGAAGUCACAUUUCGGCUGGACCUCGUGUGUAAUUGUCGCCAAAACCGAUUUCAUUCAAACUCCGUACACGCCCACCCUUACACAAGGUCGGGGUUGCAGGUACACACUGCCCCUCCCCUCUUGAAAUAGAGGUCUGUUCAGAAUAGGGUUGCCUCAGCCAAUCCCCCAGUCACUUGUAGUCAGCCCUUGUGCAAGAGAGGAAUGCCUCCCCCGUGUGGAUAUUGAGGAUUAUGCGUGUCUAACACGGUACCCUGCUCAAACCGUACAGAAAGGCGACGCCAUAGACCAGUUACACACCUCUGGGUUUAUGUCUAUGCAUGUGAGCGGCACCCAGCCCUUCUUCCGGUGUCCGGACGGCGUAUGUACAGAGAAGAGGAUGGGCCGCCGGUCACGCCUUCGCAGCAGAACCUCUGAAUCUAAUUCAGAUUUAGCGGCUGCAGAAUGAAAUUCACGAGUCAAACUCGAGGUCAGUGUUAAAAAAAAAAAAAAAAAAGGAAAAAAAAAUUGUAGUCCCACAGAGUAGAGUUAUGUGUAACACCCCCCCCAUGUGAACAAUGAUCCAUUCACACCUCCAUGCUGGCAACAGCAGGUCCUGCAAUUCCCUCUUAUGGUUCUUUGUUGGUGUUAUUAUUUUUUUUUUGGACCUUCCUCAGUUGAAUGUGAAUGCCUGUCAAUGUCCCGUUUCUUUACAAACAAUGCAUUUACAGUGAAUCCCUUGCUAUGCUGUGUCUUAUCCUAUACAAUUUAGUUUUGCAGAGAUUAUUUAGUACAGUACCGUUCUACGUAUAACAGCUCUAUACAAAUUCUACAGGUUCCAUAAGCUAAGCAUUUUUUUGAAGUUGUUUCAGACAGUGUUUCAGAAGAAUGGUCAAUUGUUGUAUUUUUUUCUUCUGCCUGUGUGCUUGUCUUUGUUUAUAUGCGAGUACAUUGACUACAGACAACAAAAGCUCUGGUUAUGCCAGUGAGCUUGGCUGGCUGCAGCACGGAGAGGUUUUCAACAGAAGAUGCACAGGAGAGUAAGGGGCAAGCAAAGGGUGGGCGUCAAUUGGCAAAUACUGUACGUCGCCCGGCCCCGUCUCUUCCCUCGCCAGCGGAGUGCAAUGUCCCUAUUGGUAUUACUUGAUGGCAGUGCGCUGGCAGUCGUCGCCCCCUGGAGGCGGACUGCCCAUGUGCAGCCCAAAGAUGCGUGUCCCUUGUGACCGCGUGCACUCAAGGCGGAAGCCUGGACCUUUAAUUACAUACAGUAUCUCCUCUUGGUUAGUUUUGAAAUCACUUGCUUUAAAUAUAUAAAAUGAAACACUUUAUUUCAACUGUUGGGGACUCUGUGAGCUGUACUCUGUUGUUGUGCAGCGGGGUGCGAUACUUAGGCGCCCGGAGGCAGCGGUCCACUGUGCCAUGAUGAAAAGGCCUCACGCCACCCCUGUGAUGAUGCAACACUGCCAGUGAGGUGUGAAGGCCAGCGUCAGCGCUGCACUGCGCUGGGGUCCCAUGACUGUUGAGUGUUCAGAGUGGUAUGCUUGCUCACUAAAAGAGGGCCCCUUAUAACAAGGGGGUCACAGCAAGGGCGGAGGGCACUGGUCGAGAGGGGGUCAGAGGCCAGACGUCCCUCGGGUGCUUAUUCUGUGCAUUGGUGCUUUUUUAUUUUACGUUUUAUUAAAGGGUUCGCCCUUGCGUGAUUGCCAAGAGGGCGGAGUUAAAAGCUAGGGACUUGCAUGGAAAAUGUUUUCUAGUUGCUAUUUGGAUCAGGGUUCGGUCUUCCGUGUCCAGUGCGCACAGUGUGUUUACGUAGAAAAAUAUGCGUGGAACUCUGCCAGCAAAUCUUGGCUUCGGAAAAAAAGUGUUGCCAUAGAGCCCAAUGGUUCAAGCUGAAGUCACGCCUCAACUUGAGGGGAGGGGCUAACUCAACAUGGCAGACACCAUACCCUCUUAGGAGGGGACUGUGCUCCAGUUGGUAGAAUGCAUUAAAAGAGGAAUUGCUUAGGGUGGGAAACUUUUGCUUGAUCAGAUGUUGAUCAAGAAAGUCUGUUUUCUUUUUCAUUAGAUUUAGAGAUUUUCUGUAAUUAACUCCCACCAAAAUACACUGCUUCUAUGUCUGUUUGACUGCGCUAUUCAUCUUUGUGUAUUCAGGAGUAUUAAACAUGCAAAAACUGUUAUCACAUGGGAUCUUCAGUUUCCUUUUUCUUAUGUCUACUUUGUCAAGUUUUUAUCUCUGACUACAGAAUACAUGUGGAAAUGGUUGACUAUUUUGUGUGUUUUGGGGAAGGCAAGAAAAAUAUAAAUAAUGAUAAUUUUUUCUUCAUUAAUUCGUAAUCUGUUUCUGUUUGUUGUACUAUGUCAGAGUAAAGGUUUUAAUACUGUA
Molecule: messenger RNA, 6071 nt
Organism: Esox lucius (northern pike)
Lineage: Eukaryota; Metazoa; Chordata; Actinopteri; Esociformes; Esocidae
Gene: rxrba
Product: retinoid x receptor, beta a
Exons: 13
Coding region: 337-1755 (472 amino acids)
Biological process (GO): response to retinoic acid; anatomical structure development; cell differentiation
Cellular component (GO): nucleus; RNA polymerase II transcription regulator complex
Molecular function (GO): retinoic acid-responsive element binding; zinc ion binding; nuclear receptor activity
Source: RefSeq, a predicted model, not a curated record